Zea mays is the source of this 1323-nucleotide messenger RNA. RefSeq names its product Peroxidase 72. Gene Ontology annotation, biological process: response to oxidative stress; hydrogen peroxide catabolic process. The transcript is spliced from 3 exons. Gene Ontology annotation, molecular function: peroxidase activity; heme binding. The record is from RefSeq and is marked validated. NCBI's taxonomy places the organism in Eukaryota, Viridiplantae, Streptophyta, Magnoliopsida, Poales, Poaceae. Bases 82 to 1104 code for a protein of 340 amino acids.
GCUAGUACCAUCGUGCGAGUGUGAGCAAGCUACUGAGAGAACUCGGAACGUUGCUUGACAGCUUGAGUAGGUAAAUAAUCUAUGGCGCGCCAACAGUGGAGCAGCGGCGGCCUCGCGGUCGCGGUGCUGGCCGUGCUGUCGUCCGUGCUCAUCUGCUCGGGCCACCCGGUGCCGGGCGGGCUCCCCCUGCUGCCGCACUUCUACGGCCACGCGUGCCCGCAGAUGGAGGCCAUCGUGGGGUCCCUCGUGGCGAAGGCGCACGCGGAGGACCCGCGCAUGGCGGCGUCCCUGCUGCGGAUGCACUUCCACGACUGCUUCGUGCAGGGCUGCGACGCCUCCGUGCUGCUGGACGCCGACGGCAGCGGCAGGUUCGUCACCGAGAAACGGUCCAACCCCAACAAGGACUCGCUCCGGGGGUUCGAGGUCAUCGACGAGAUCAAGGCCGCGCUCGAGCACGCCUGCCCGCACACCGUCUCCUGCGCCGACAUCGUCGCCGUCGCCGCCAGGGACUCCGUCGUCCUGACCGGCGGACCUGGCUGGGAGGUGCCACUGGGGAGGAGGGACUCGCUGACGGCCAGCCUGAGCGGCUCCAACAACCUCAUCCCUGCUCCCAACGACUCCCUCCCCACCAUCAUCGGCAAGUUCGCCAACCAAGGCCUCGACAUCGUCGACCUCGUCGCACUCUCAGGGGGGCACACCAUCGGCGACUCGCGGUGCGUGAGCUUCCGGCAGCGGCUGUACGGCCAGAACAACAACGGGCAGGUGGACCGGACGCUGAACCCGGCGUACGCGGCGGAGCUGCGGGGCCGGUGCCCGCGGUCGGGCGGCGACCAGAACCUGUUCGCGCUGGACCUGGUGACCCAGUUCCGGUUCGACAACCAGUACUACCACAACAUCCUGGCCAUGAACGGGCUGCUCAGCUCCGACGAGAUCCUGCUCACGCAGAGCCGCGAGACCAUGGACCUCGUCCACCGCUACGCCGCCGACCAGGGCCUCUUCUUCGACCACUUCGCCAAGUCCAUGGUCAAGAUGGGCAACAUCUCGCCGCUCACCGGGAGCGCCGGCGAGAUCAGGCACAACUGCAGGAGGGUCAACCACUUCUAGCUUCCAUGGAGUGGCCAUCCGUGCAGUGGUGUUCUUGCUUUGGUUUCAUUUCUGGAUGCAUGCGUCAUCUUUCAUACUUGGAUUUAAGUGUGCAGUAGUCGUAAAUGAUUGGAAUUUCUGUUUUAGUUUGGUGCCCAUUCGAUCUCGAGUCGAUUUUCACUCAUGUAAUUUGCAAAUCUUGUACGAAGAAAUGAUCCAAUAAAAUUCAGCAUUUGUGUC